Molecule: messenger RNA, 4836 nt
Organism: Copidosoma floridanum
Lineage: Eukaryota; Metazoa; Arthropoda; Insecta; Hymenoptera; Encyrtidae
Product: ATP-binding cassette sub-family C member 5-like
Biological process (GO): transmembrane transport
Cellular component (GO): membrane
Molecular function (GO): ATP binding; ATP hydrolysis activity; ABC-type transporter activity
Source: RefSeq, a predicted model, not a curated record
UUUUUUUUUUUUUUUUUUUUUUUUAAAUUAUAAUUAACGUGUACGCGUGUGCAGUACUACAGUGAUAGUGCCGAUGCUCGCACAUGGGCCCAAUAUCGGUAUUACAAUAAUAAUAUACCCGUCCUCGAUCGGUAGCGAUUCAUAACGAUCAUAUUAUAUUUUUUUUUCGUCCAACCCUUCAAGUGUACACUGCACGUUUCGGAGCACCGAUUAAAUAGAUAUAUAUAUAGGUGUAUAUACGUACACGUGCACCAGCGUGCAGUGCCAUUGCGAACGAUUGGUAAAUCGUAAAUAUGUAGCGCACGAAUCAUCAAUUUAAUAUUGAUCGAGUACGAUUGCGUACGUAGGAGGAAGACCGGGAGAGAGGAACAACUAAACGGGGAGAGGAAGACCGGCUUUUUUUACAUGUAUAUAGACAAUACAAGUGUGUAGUAUGUAUUUCUUUUGGAUUGUCGUAAAAGCGCCAAAAAUGUUCGCAAAGCGCCCGUGACACAUAGAGUUGUCUUGGUGGUGGAUGAGAAUAUAAGUUCACCCAAUGUGGCCGCGUCCUCGGUGCAUACACGUGCGUCAUCAUCGAAAUGUCAAGUUCGUCCAACAACAGCAACAGCCUGCAGCUGAACCGGCAAAACCCAUCCGGCUCCGACGGGUCGUCCGAUCGGACCAACCUGAGUUGCGCGGAGAGUUUCAGCGGCAGAGCUAUGAAAAAACCGAGCUCGGCGUACGUGCCGCACAACAGGCUGUCGAGGUACCUCAGCGCCCUGUCGAGCCUCGCCCUCGUCAGGUUCAAUAGAACGAUCGGCUCGGAGCUGCCGCUGGACAGGAUCGGUCUUUUCUCCAACGCGUCCUUCGGCUGGCUGAACGAGUACCUCAAAGCCGGCUACGCCAGUGGGAUGAGGGACAAAGCCCUGCCGAGUCUUUCACAGAGGGAAACGUGUAACGUCAACGGGCCGAGAUUGGAGGCUCUCUUGCACGCGCACUUUGUCGAAAAGGGCCAAGCCGGUGCGUCGAUUCCCCGGGUGGCCUGGCACUUUGUCCGCACGCGCGUCUUCAUUGGCUCCGUCAUCUACCUCGCCGGUACCCUGGUCUCCCUGGCCGGACCGAUACUCGUGCUGAGGGAGAUCAUCCGAGCGACGGAGGACCGUAACGAUCUCAACGUGGCGUUGAGCUUCGUCAACAAGAGCAUAGCGAGCAACGCGACGAUCAACGGGGAAGCGAUGCGCGCCAAAGAGCGUCAAUUGAUCGUCGACGAGAUGAUCGUUUUCGCCCAUACCGGUCUUUUGAUCCUCAUCGAGGUCGUCUCGCAGUUUCUCGUCGCUUGGAGCUCGGCCUUGAACCUCAGAACGGCUUGUCGACUGCGCUCGGCUUGUUUGGCGGUCGCCUACAAGAAACUCCUCAGCUCGUCCCUCCGCUGUUCAACCGGUGCACAGCAGACCCUCACCUACUUUGUUCCAGACAGCGAGAUCCUCCACGAGCUGAUCGGCCUGGGACCGGUCGCCCUGAGCGGUCCCACGGUACUCGUCAUCAUCGCCGCCUUCGCUUGGCUGACCCUUGGCACGUGGGCCCUGUCCGGCAUCCUCGUCAUUCUUCUGUUUUACUCCACCCUGGUAAUCGUGGCCUAUUGUACGAAGGCCUUUGCCGCGCGGGCGAUCGAGUACUCGUUGCGAAGGAUGUCCCUCGUCGAGGAGCUCAUCAGCAACAUUCAGUUGGCUAAGAUAGCCCUCUGGGAUCGGCACUUUCAGGAUAAAAUUAAAAACAUAAGAAGCCGGGAGCUCGACGAGAUGCAAUUCGGAGGUUUCAGCGAGGGCUGCGGUCUCUCCAUGGUGCACAUGAUCCCGGUCGCCACCGUGGCCACCAUCACCCUCUUCACCCUGCACUUUGGGCAGCAGAUCUCGUUCGUCCGGUACGUGCCGGUCCUUGUUCUGUUCCUCGUGAACCUCAAGCAAUGCGUCCGCACGAGCUGGAUGGCGCUGAGCAGCAUCUCACGGGGCCUGGCUUUUCUCAACAAGCUCAAGUCGAUCCUCAUACUGCAGGAGGCCGAUCGUUUCCUGGACAAGCCGAUCGACCGGAACUUUGCGAUCAUCAUCAACAACGGGCACUUCAGCUGGUCCAGUAAGAACCGACCAAAGAGCGCCAACGCCGCCAAACGCUCCUCGCGUUUCUACGUGGACGGCGGCAGCACCAACAAGGCCAGCCACUCGGUGGAGCUGCAGAGUUUCCCGGGCCCGGUGUUGGGCGGCCUCUCGGAGAUCGACUUCUACGUGGCCAAGGGCAAGGUCGUGGGUAUCUACGGGCCCCAAGACUCCGGUAAGACGUCCUUCCUCCUGAGCAUCCUCGGGCAGCUGCAGUGCGUCGGUGGCACCGUCGCCCUCGACGGCACCUGCUCGUACGUGCCCGCCGAGCCCUGGCUGAUGGACGACACCGUGCGCGAGAACGUCCUCUUCGGCGAGCCGUACGACUCGAGCCGCUACUACCGGGUGAUGCGCUCGACCCAGCUGCACAGCGAGAUCGCCGGGCUGCCGGCCCUCGACGACACGGACCUCGGAGCCGCGGAGUUUGGCCCGGCCCAGCGGCAAAAGAUCGGCCUGGCGCGAGUCCUCUACGCCCAGCGGGACAUCAACUUGCUGGACGAGCCCUUGGCGAGCGUCGGGCACCGGGAGUGCCUCGAGAUCCUGGACGCGGUGCUCCAGCGGCAGCUCGCCGGGAAGACGGUGGUCUUGGCCAGCGACAGGAUAGAGCUGUUGAGCAGGUGUAGCGUCGUUUACGUCAUGCACGAGGGUAGGAUCGUCGAGAGCGGUAGCCACAGGGAGUUGUUGCAGUCGAGUCCCGGGUACGCCAAGUCGGCGAGGCUGCAGUCGAGGAUGGCCAGUUUGAGGCUCAGGAGCGAGGAGCUCACCGCGAGGUUGACCCCCUCGUCGCCUAGAACGGACAACGGCAGUAGCUUUGGUCUGGAGGGCACUGCGCACUUGGAGGACCAGUUGCUCGUCGGCAGGAGCUUGGAGUUCCCGGUGCUGCACAGCUUCAGCGAAGCCAAGCCCAAGACCGGCUUGGGCGUGUAUCUCGAGUACACGGGUGGCUUCGCCGUCUGCGCCCUCUUGGCCCUCCUCGUGGCCCUCUACGCCUUCUCCAUAGCCGUGGCUCCGGUUUGCAUCGUCCACGUGGGCAAGAUGAACGAGGACGACGUGAAAUCGGCGAGUGGGGUGCUCGCCAUGCAGGUUGGCUUCAUGAUCGUGUGCGGAGUCAUUCUGACGUUUGCUUACAACAAGACGGUCACAGCGGCGGCGACAAAGUUACACGAUUACUGGGUCGAAAGUCUAGUCAGAGCGCAAAUUUCGAUAUUCAGCACGGCCACGAUUUCUCUGCUGCUCAACAUCUGCAGUCUCAACCUGCAGGAGGUCGAUUUGGUCCUACCUCGGGCAAUAAUAACGGUUCUGAUGAACUGCGGCAUCAGCUGCUUUAGCUUGGCAAUACUGUGGUAUUUGUCGCCAUGGCUGCUCCUGCCGGCCUUGGCCUUUGUCGUCAUAUCCGUCAUGUUCAGUGUAUACGUGAGGGGAGCCGUAUUGAGCCUACACGAGUUGAAAGUCACCUCGGCCACGCUAGUCUUGAACCACAUUGGGAAUACAGUCCAAGGUCGUGCCACCAUUCAAGCGUUCUCCAAAGAAAAAGAUUUUACCAAAAAGUAUUACAAGCUUUUCAACGAGAACUCGACUUACGACUUUAUGCUGUACGCUACGAGAUUGUGGCUCGAGUUCAGAUUAAAAUUACUAUCGAUUCUAGUCCUGAGUGCGGUGAUAUUGAUGAGCGAGGUGCUUUACACGGAUUCGAAUGGCCUGUCGCGAUUCGGUCUCGCGUAUUUUUGCACGCUCCAGUUGACCCUGAGCUCCGUGCACGCCGCGAGCGCCAUAAACAGCGUCUACACGAGCCUCAUGGCUCUCAACAGCGUCGACCACUACAUGAAAAACAUACCAAAGGAGCGAGAGGGCACGGCCAGGUUGUCGAGCAUGUGGCCGACCGACGGCAGCUUGGAGUUUAGGAACGUCCUCUUCUACGACCGGGAGGACUCCUGCAGGAAGCCCCUUUCGUUCAGCUUAGCCUCGGCCGAAAAACUUGCCGUCGUCUCGGUACAGGCGGACGUGAAGAUGGCCUUUGUCUCGGCGCUGUUUCGGUUCAUGGAGCUGCCGGCCGGUGAAAUUUUCAUCGGAGGCACGAGCAUCUCCCAGGUGCCGCUCGACAUGUUGAGGCGCUGCAUUUGCUUCGUCCCCGGCGAUCCCUCGCUCUUCAACGGAACCAUAAGACACAAUCUCGAUCCCUCGGAGAAAAUGGCCGACCAGGCGAUCAUGAGGGUCCUGCAGAGGGUCUACUUGUGGGAGAAGGUGUCCAGGCUGCCGGAGAAACUGGUCAGCGAUUCUAGGCAUCUUUUCACGGUUUACGAGAGAAUCUUGAUUUUCUUGGCCCGCGCCUUGCUCAACGAGAGCACAAAGAUCGUCAUAGUGGAGGAGCCACAGGCCGACGUGGCGGACGAUAGGGGCGAGAUCCUCGACGUCGUGCUCAGGGACGCUUUUGCCGAGCACACCGUGAUCCGACUGUCUAGUCAUAGAAUCCGUUCUUGCCCAAAGUCGCUCGUACUCGACGAUGAAGAGGAUUUCUAUUCCGAGAGAGGCUCCUCGACUUUAUCGCAGCAAACAACGACUACCGAACUUUACACAGCGCUACCUGCCAACAUCCUCUCGGAGAGCUUCGUUUCCCUUUGAGCUCCUGUUGAAGUCUUUUAUCGAACGUACAACGGCGCCUCGUCGACGACUUCUUCUCUGUCAGACUUGCUUGACAUCACCACUGCAG